AGCGCUCUAUAGGGAUCAUUUUGGCAAGAGAAACUGUCCGAGCUAAAAUACGCGUCUGCCUGAGCGUUCCACUGGAAAACCUAAAUCUGGUCAUUUUGACUCAAAAAAGAAAAAAAAAAAAAAGGUUCUCGCAUUUUUUCUUUUAUGACUCUGGCAAAUUAUUCUUAUUUCUCUGGCAUGUGCAACAUGACCGCAGAGCCUUCGCCUGCAGAGGCAAUAAGCCCUGACGUCUUGUCUCCAAACAUGAGCUUGGACUCGCCGCUGCCUGCGAUGCUGCAGGCCCGGCCUAAGGACAGCAUCCUGAUCAAAUCUGAGCCCCAAGGCAGCAGCCCCGGCGCAGAGGACGGAGGCGCGGUGCGCCACGCCGAGGAGCACCUGCCCACCGGCAGCCGGCGGCGGAAAAGGCCGGUCCAGAGGGGGAAACCUCCCUACAGCUACAUCGCUCUCAUCGCCAUGGCCAUCGCUAACUCCCCAGAGAGGAAGCUCACCCUGGGGGGCAUUUAUAAAUUCAUCAUGGAGCGAUUUCCUUUCUACAGGGAGAACUCCAAAAAGUGGCAGAACUCCAUCCGCCACAACCUGACCCUUAACGACUGCUUUGUGAAGAUCCCCAGGGAGCCCGGCAGGCCGGGGAAGGGCAACUACUGGACUUUGGACCCUGCAGCAGAGGACAUGUUUGAUAACGGCAGCUUUUUGAGGAGGAGGAAAAGGUUCAAGCGCACAGAUGUAAGCACCUAUCCUGGUUACAUGCAGAGCUCCAGCGCGUUUACCCCGACCCCCAUGGGGAGGCCCACUUACCCCAACACGCUGUAUGCAGGGAUCGGCUCAGGGUAUGGAUCCCAGCUCACUGCCACAUCCCCGCAUCCAGCGAUGAUGCAUCACUACCAGACCCCCCCGGGAGUCGGACAGGGACAGUCGCGCAUGUUCAGCAUCGAUAACAUAAUCAGCCAGCAGAGCGUUGCGCAGGGCGGUCCGGGCGCGGAGCUCAGCACCCAGGCGCUGGGUCUGAGCUGCGGGGACCUGGGGGCCAUGACCUCCAGCUGCUCAGUAAUCAGCACCGAUCCGUCUGCGUGCUUUCAGGCCCAGACUGUGAACCCUGGAGCAAACAUGCUGGGCAGAAACCCCUCCAACCUUCCUGCAGGGUAUCCUUAUUCCUCAGCAUCCCCUCCGAACCUGCCCUCCAUGAGCCAGCCCGGCUUCUCUCCCGGAGGCUCUCAGGUGUACUGUUCAGGUAACAGGCUGUCCCUGCCUCCACUGCGCCAUGGAUCCUGCGCUGAUCACACAGAGCAGCUCCUGGGCCUUCCAAACCCCAUGAACUCCAACAACAGCUACAUGAGACAGGGCAACUUCACCACAGGAUUAGAGAGGUAUAUGUGAGAUAAGGUCUUCUAAGAUAAAAAGGACAUUUGCAGCAUCAUAAUGGAAUGAAUGCAUGAAACAAGCAUUCAUGCAAAAAGGAUGUAAAGCCAUUUAUAUCCGUUUGAAGCAUUCAAUCUUUAUUUUUUAAAGUUGUUUCCAACUUUUUUCAUAAUUGCUGUUUCUAUUUACAUGUUUUGUGAUGUUUGGUUUGCAUAUAGUUUAAUGUAGCUUAAUAUGUUACAAGUAUGAUAUUGCUCACCACCAU
Molecule: messenger RNA, 1621 nt
Organism: Cyprinodon variegatus (sheepshead minnow)
Lineage: Eukaryota; Metazoa; Chordata; Actinopteri; Cyprinodontiformes; Cyprinodontidae
Gene: foxe3
Product: forkhead box protein E4-like
Exons: 1
Coding region: 145-1374 (409 amino acids)
Biological process (GO): anatomical structure morphogenesis; cell differentiation; regulation of transcription by RNA polymerase II
Molecular function (GO): DNA-binding transcription factor activity, RNA polymerase II-specific; RNA polymerase II cis-regulatory region sequence-specific DNA binding
Source: RefSeq, a predicted model, not a curated record